ACAAGCACUGACUUGCUUCAGUCGAGAUAUCUCAGUCAAUUCUCCACAGACUGCAUAGAAACAGCGGGUGGAAAACCCAGAUUGCAUUUCUUCUUCUGCCGCCUGUUUGGAUCUCCAACCAUGUGGUUCUAUGAUGUUUUCCUGAGUUUGGACGUCAAGGGGAUUCUUUUGUUUAUGUUUUCCUUCCUUUUGAUAGCCGACUUCAUUAGGAACCGGACACCAGCAAACUUUCCUCCAGGACCGAAGGCUCUCCCCUUUGUGGGGAACAUCUUAAGUUUGGACACCAAAUACCCUCAUGUUUAUUUCAGCAAGUUGGCUGACAUCUACGGGAACGUCUUCAGCUUUCGCCUCGGCCGGCAGCCCGUGGUGAUUGUGAGCGGCCACAAGAUGGUGAAAGAGGCCAUCGUGGCACAAGCCGAGAACUUUGUGGAUCGGCCGUUUAAUGCAAUCUCUGACAGGUUUUACACUGAGCCCUCAGGUGGUAUUUUUUUAAGCAAUGGAGAGAUAUGGAAGAAACAGAGACGUUUUGCUUUAUCUACUUUACGCACAUUUGGCCUGGGCAAAAACACACUGGAGCUCAGCAUCUGUGAGGAGAUCCGACACCUGCAGGAGGAAAUAGAGAGUGAGAAAGGUAAACCUUUCAGCCCAGCAGGCCUCUUUAACAAUGCCGUCUCCAACAUUAUUUGCCAACUUGUCAUGGGAAAGAGAUUUGACUAUAGUGACCACGAGUUUCAGACAAUGCUAGAGUGCAUGUCCGAAGGGCUUAUGCUGGAAGGAAACAUAUGGGGUCAGCUUUAUGACGCAUUUCCUCAAGUGAUGAAAUACCUGCCAGGUCCUCACAACAAAAUCUUUAGCAAUUAUAACGCAGUAAAAGACAUGCUUCUUGAGGAAAUACAAAAGCACAAGAAGGAUCUGGAUCCCAGCAACCCCAGAGACUACAUCGACACUUUCCUCAUUGAAAUGGAGAACCACAAAGACUCCCUGGGCUUCACCGAGGGCAAUCUGGCUUUCUGCGCUUUUGACCUCUUCAUUGCAGGAACAGAAACAACAGCCACCACGUUGCUUUGGGCUUUGCUUUACCUAACAAAAUACCCUGAAGUUCAAGAGAAAGUCCAGGCAGAGAUUGACAGAGUGAUCGGACAGAGUCGCCAACCCUCCAUGGCCGACAGACAGAACCUGCCGUACACUGAUGCUGUGAUCCAUGAGAUCCAGAGGAUGGGAAACAUUGUUCCUCUGAAUGCACUCAGGGUCGCUGCCAAGGAUACAACUCUGGGUGGCUACUUCAUUCCAAAGGGAACAUCUGUGAUGCCCAUGCUGACAUCUGUACUGUUUGACAAAUCUGAAUGGGAAACUCCAGACACCUUCAACCCCGGACACUUCCUGGAUAGCAAUGGGAAGUUUGUGAAGAGAGAAGCAUUCCUCCCGUUCUCUGCAGGGAAACGUGUGUGUCUUGGUGAAGGCCUCGCUAAGAUGGAGCUGUUCCUGUUCUUUGUUGGCUUACUGCAGAAGUUCACUUUCUCUGUUCCUGACGGAGUUGAGCUGAGCACUGAAGGAAUCACUGGAACGACACGAGUGCCUCAUCCCUACAAGGUGUCUGCGAAGGUCCGCUGAGCUGAGGAUUUUCACCAGACCUGGUUUCUGCUCGUCAGAGGACUGACCAUAAUGAUUCUGGCAUAUCUGCUUGUUAAGAAAGCAUGUUGAGUGAGGUUCGAAUUAAUCACCAUUAACAACAUUAUACUUUGCCCUGACUCCAAAUAGGAGAGAGCAAGAAUUUGUCUUAAACAACAGUGUCUCCCUAAAAAUAAAUCUGAAACUGAAAAAA
Poecilia latipinna (sailfin molly) is the source of this 1822-nucleotide messenger RNA. RefSeq names its product cytochrome P450 2J6-like. The transcript has 10 exons. Gene Ontology annotation, biological process: xenobiotic metabolic process. Gene Ontology annotation, molecular function: heme binding; iron ion binding; oxidoreductase activity, acting on paired donors, with incorporation or reduction of molecular oxygen, reduced flavin or flavoprotein as one donor, and incorporation of one atom of oxygen. Lineage: Eukaryota; Metazoa; Chordata; Actinopteri; Cyprinodontiformes; Poeciliidae. Bases 121 to 1611 code for a protein of 496 amino acids. Gene Ontology annotation, cellular component: cytoplasm; intracellular membrane-bounded organelle. The record is from RefSeq and is a predicted model, not a curated record.